Messenger RNA from Trypanosoma cruzi, 4461 nucleotides. RefSeq lists its product as uncharacterized. The transcript has a single exon. NCBI's taxonomy places the organism in Eukaryota, Euglenozoa, Kinetoplastea, Trypanosomatida, Trypanosomatidae. The annotation marks the transcript as partial. The record is from RefSeq and is a predicted model, not a curated record.
CUAACUGGAGGGGGUUUAAGAGAGGUAUGGGAUAGCGGUAAAUCCAUCAUCACUUCCCCAAAAUUUGUUCCAAGAUUGUUGGCGGUGUCUCCUUGUAAAAUCAAAUAUGACUCUCUUUCAGAACUUCAUACAUCUUUGCGUGAAGUACGCUACAGUGAACUUUCCCCGUUUGCAAGUGCAAUGGCAGAAUACGUUGGUACUCUUAUGGAGGCGGCGCGUCUUGGAGAGAUUGUGAGAGGGAAAAAUGAAAGACUGAGUAAGAUACGUCUAGAACAUUCAUACUAUUUAAGCAAGGUGGAUGCGUUUGAUUCGCGAGCAAGUGAACUUUUGAAAAAGCUGGAAAAGGACCGUGCAGAGGUGAAACAACUGUUGAAACGCUCUGAGGAAAUGGAUGCAGUGAAAAAUGAUAGUGGUAGGCGUCAAAGUGCUCUGGCGUUGCUUUCUGACAUUGUGGAUAGAUUUAUUCCCUUUCAUUCUUCGGAAGACACAGCCACAAGAGAAGCGUUAGAGAAAAAAGGCGAGGGGGCUGUUAUCAUGGUGGCUGCCCACCGGGCAUUUUUUGCCAUGCUCCCAAAGGAGCAACAGGUAUUACGCUUUCGUCAGCUGCAGUCGCACCUGAAUGGCUGGGGAAUCGCGGCACCGGAAGAACUUGAUGAUCCCAUUGUCUCAUCGCUGUUUCCGAGCGUAAACAACGUUACAAACAGUGCUUUGCUUUCCACUUGUUCCACCUAUGAACUUCUCUGCUUGGGUGCGUUACUACAACGGGUGUACUUUCACUGGCCAUUUUUUGGUGGUGCGAGUCCGGCUUUCGAGGGUAUGUUGAAACACUUCCUUAGCAUCAUGUGUGGUGGAUGUACUGUGGCAUCUGCGUUGAGCAAAGGUUUUAAAGAGAGUUUACUCGAUGCGGCAAGGACAGGGGAUGGAUUGUUGAUCUGCGAUGCCUCUGUCGCAUUUGUGUUGCAUGAACUGCGUCCCUUGUUGUUGCUUCAGCCAACCCUACGGGAGGCAAUAAUGCACCAGAAAUCGACAAGGGUCGCUCUGUAUGGAGAAACUGUGGAUGUAAAGUCAACCUUUUACGUGGUGUGCGUUUCUUCAUCUAUUGUUCCAUGUGAAAAAUGGGGCGGUAUAACGUCGCGUUUCAUGAAUGUCACGAAUUUUCACCUCACAUUCGAUGUGAAACAUUGUGUACAGACAACUCUGCUACAGAGUCCUAUAACCAGAGAAGAUGUGGGGAAAAAGUACUUCGGGGAUUUGUCAGUCGAGGACGGAAAUCCCAUUGAGACCUUCAAUGAGGCUCUACAUGAAGCGAAUGCACUGCUGUGCGAGGAUCUUGAUACAUUAACGGGGCCCGAUAACAGUAAACUUGCACGCCUUGACGUACUCAUUAAAGAUCUCAGCAAUUGCCAUGGGCGCGUGUUGCGUCUUAAAUCGAAUCAAGAGAAUGUCAUGAGGCAAUUAAAGGACACAUGGAAAUAUCUUAAGCAGGGUAUCUAUUCUGUGGAAAGUGCAAUAAGAGUGAUUGAGGAGAGUAUUCUUGGUAGGCACUGGGAACCACGUAAGCUGGAGCCAUUUAUCAUAGGUGCAAAAGAGUUAUUGCGACCCUAUCAAUCACGGAUAUCACCACACACUUUUGAUGCUCUUCCAGAAGCACACAAGGAAUUCUAUGCCACGAUAAAUUUUGUUGAGAGAGUUAUACAAGUGCUGGGAUGCGGCUGGCCGUGUGAAUUCCGUGGGAUUUUUGCAUGGUAUAUUCUCUCCAGUGCAAUUAUUGGCUGCGAUCUCCUCCUGCAGCUGCGUGGGGAGGUAUAUUCCCCAUUGACAGUUGUGUUUAAUAAUGAACAAUAUAAAGCACUGGAUCGCCUAGUGAAUCGGGGAAAUAAUGUCAUUGUUGAAGAAUAUGUGCGUGAAGUAUACGCGGCAUCUUCCGAUUCGAUCCUCAAAAAUGUAUUGCAUCAAUUCCCAGUGUCAAGCAACAGCACGCUUGAUUUUAAUAGAUGGGGGGAAGAGGGCAUUGUUUCUGGGAGAGAGGAUGCUAUUCGUUGCUUCUUCCAUUACUGGUUGAGGUUGGACUACGCAACGUGUGAUACGUUAGCAUCGCACCUCUACAACGCAUUUCUAUUGUCUAUAAAGGAGCCGAAUAAUGAGGGAUUGAGUGAGAUGAACCCGUUGUAUGACUACAUGGAAAGAUCCCCCUCAGACGUUUAUUGCCUUGAGGAAUGGCUGCGGUUGAGUUUAAGUGCCUGCAUUCCACUCUGCGUGGUAUCGAUGAACGCAAACCAGACUGUAAAACAUUACGAGCGAUAUUUCAAGUCAAAGCUUUUAUCCUAUCACUUUUGUCAUGUUUCCGCUACGGAAGAGGUGGAUCAGCUGAUGAAGACGGUUUCGGUGUGUUUUUCCGAUCGCCCAGAGCAACAAGGACGUGGUCAUUGCAUCUUGGCCAUGUUGACCCCCCCGGAGGAUGCUUCCGAUGAGGCAGUGUUUGUCCAGUCCUUGUCGACACAUCUCUCACGCUACUGUCGAUAUGGUGUGUGGGAGCCGGUGAGGAAUGGAGGUAGAACGCGUUUCCCGGUGCUCUUGUGUUGCGUCUUGUGUGGAGUUCCAGGCAGAGAAACUGACUCACCCAACACAGCGAAGAAAAAUAAUGCGUGUAUCCAUAUGCUGGAGGAGUGGUGCCUCACUCUCACACACGACACGUCAUUUUCGCGAUUUUAUUUAUUUUCCAUCCUGCAGGACCAAAAUAUUUUUCCGCCGUGGGAGAGGGAAGGGACGACGCUCAUGCUUGAAGGGCCAGCUUCAUUGCGCCCUGGCGAAAACAAGAAGGGCGUUUCUCGUCGAAGCGGUAAUCGCACUCCGCCAACCUUUAAAAUUGCAAAUACAAUUGAACUACAUACAGGCCUUGUUAGUGGACAGGUUAUGCUACGCGACCUGUGGGCGAAGGAGAGGUCUGGUGUUGCCUUCCCCUCACUUUGGCAAGCAACCGUUGACCGGGAUGAUCUCACUAUCAUCCUUCGGCUUUUGACCUUGUGGUUGCGAAAAGAGAAAAACACGGAGACUGAAUCAAGGAAGGGACGAUCGCUCCGCUUGUCAGGCCGGCCGGAUAGUAGAGCCCCUCUUUCUGAUACUGUUUCCUCCGAUACGUCUAAAGCCCAACAGGCUUUACUUGAGAACGUGUUUGCCAAAUUUGCAUUUGGGAUCUAUGCAGCUCGCAUGACUACUCGCAGGUUCCGAUUGGCCGUGAGUGAGGUGCUAAGUCAAAGAGCAUCCUUGAAUACAUCAGAGGGAGGCAUCAGGGAAGAUGCAAGGAAUUUCAGCGUGAGUAUUGCAAUUGAAGAAGCCUCAAAGGCUGGGCUUUCAGAGACGGGGUUUUUGGCGGAGCUUCGAAAUUCACAUGAAGACUUUCUUGGCCUUUGUGAUGAUGAGUCAUCCGCUGUGGCGUACCGCGAUCUUCUGGAUGCUUCUCUCCAGAAAAUUAUUUACGGUACCUGUGAAUCACCCACGUGGACGAGGUUGAAGCAUAGCGUGGGUCUGGAUCCGCGCAAAUCUGACCCGACGGCAUAUGCAGUGGAUUUGAAUCAAGCCCCUUCGAGGGAUCUCAUUCAGUUGCUUUUUCUCUGGGAAAAGGAUCACAUGGAGGGUCUUCUGUCGGUGUUGCAAGAGAAGGGGCACAAUGCAGUCGUUGAUCGUGUGCGGGCGGCCAUGGGGCAGCUAACUCGUUGGGUGCCUGGAGAGACACUGACCGUGUGGUUGCCCGCUCUGCAGUAUCCACGGCUACUACUUUAUGCCUUUGCGGCGCGGGCGGUGAGUCGAAAGCUAGAUGAAUUAAAUCGUGUUGAAAUGGUGUUGGUCAUGUCAAGACGGUACAGUCUCUUGCACGACGAUAUUAUUCUUUUUGGAGCGGCGCCUUCCGAUACGCUGGAGCAAGAAGUGCUGCAUCGCACGGAUUGGGAUGCUGCUCAUCUUGCGUGGAAGAAGGACGUUGACGAAAAGGACCACGAGGAGGACAUUGUCUUAGCUGUGCGGUUUCAAAAGGUUUCCAAUACAAAUACGGGAGGACAGUCAGGUGAUGUGCUGUGGGAGGUGUCUCCGGGCGAAAAACGAGUAGAUGUUUCCUCACCUCGUGGAGCCCGAGCCAGCGUCGUGUUUUUGACAGAGACGUCGGCGGGGUCCUCCCUCAAAACAUUGGAGAUACGAUCGACGUGUCCUCUCCCUGUAUUGUGCGCGUCUGCUGCAGUAACAGGGGAUGGGAGGGAGGUUGAGUGGCCCCUUCUCCUUGACAUGCCGCUGCAUGUCAUAUGGAGGGGAACUGAUAACCUAUGGAAGAGCAGAAAGUCAACUUCUAUCAGACGUUACUCGACGUUGGGGGAAGAAGACUCAUUAAUGCGGUCGACACGAAGAUCCAUGGUAGAUGCGCCUUAUUCUGCUCUCAGCAACAGCCUGAGUUUCUUUGUGACGAUCUCGUAG